Leucoraja erinaceus (little skate) is the source of this 830-nucleotide messenger RNA. RefSeq names its product protein (peptidylprolyl cis/trans isomerase) NIMA-interacting, 4 (parvulin) (gene pin4). Bases 123 to 548 code for a protein of 141 amino acids. Gene Ontology annotation, biological process: rRNA processing. Lineage: Eukaryota; Metazoa; Chordata; Chondrichthyes; Rajiformes; Rajidae. The record is from RefSeq and is a predicted model, not a curated record. The transcript is spliced from 4 exons. Gene Ontology annotation, molecular function: DNA binding; peptidyl-prolyl cis-trans isomerase activity.
UUUGCAAGCAUUUACAACGACGGACGUGUUAUUGGUCGUUAUGUCCCUUCGCCCUGACAGUAAACAACUGUUCGAAUACAAUACAAAAUGUAAAAUUGAUCAGUAAUGGGGACACGAGAUUGAUGAAGAAGUCGUUUAUUUUUAAGGAAUUUUCAUGUUCUACGUUAGAUCUGAGAGUGGGAACCAGAUUAUAUCAAAAUGAAGCUGCAGCUGGUGGUGAUAAUGGUGAUAAGAAAGAUAAAGGACCUAAAGGGGGUAAUGCAGUUAAGGUGCGACAUAUUCUCUGUGAAAAACACAGUAAAAUCAUGGAAGCCAUGGAGAAGUUGAAAGCGGGUAUGAAAUUUAAUGAAGUAGCCAGCCAAUACAGUGAAGACAAAGCCAGGCAAGGAGGUGAUCUGGGCUGGAUGACCAGAGGUUCAAUGGUGGGACCCUUCCAGGAAGCUGCUUUUGCCCUCUCCAACAGCACAACAGAUAAACCCAUAUACACAGACCCACCAGUAAAAACUAAAUUUGGUUAUCACAUAAUUAUGGUUGAAGGGAAAAAGUAAAUUGAUUUUUUUUAAAACGUAAAAUAUCUGUAAAAUCUUACAUGUAGUAAGAAAUAGAACUAUGUCUCCUUCUUUACACAUACUAGUUACAGUAUAAAUUAUUUUCACUGCCUGUAUAAAAAAAAUUCAAGAAUUUUGGGUAUAUCCUUUGCCUACAAUAAUGGGUAUGCUCGAGCACCAUUCCUUUUCAUCCAGCGAAAAUCCAACAAGAGUUUCUGUUGUUUUAAAAGUUUUAUGAUGUAAUGUGUUCAAAUAAACAAUUACAAAAUGUUGUAUUGUAAA